AUGACCCUCUUCCCUCCCUUCUUCGGACCCUUUUGUUCAUUCCGAUCCAAUUUACUAUGGACAAGGCGGAGGUUCAGCCAAACCACCGACAACUCCGCCAACCUGCAUUUCUCAGACACCUCACGUCUGGUACCUCCAACGCCUGACCUACCGACCUCUGAGUCACCCCGUCGGCUGAGCCAAUCGGGCAAAGCUGGACCCGGCGGAGUCGAGAUGGGGCCGGCGAGAACAGGCCGACAAGAGACUGACGAAGACAGGGAACAGGCGGAGACAGAUGACAUCAUAGACGGCCGUGGGAACGACGAUAGAAUGCGGCGAGCAGAGGCUGAUGUUAUUCGAGAAAAGAAGACUCUCUUGUCGGCCAAAGAGCGAUGGCAUUAUGCGUUUACUCGAGUUUGCAGCCGCCUGAAUGAGGUAACUAUCAUUUCUUUUAUUGCUUUUUCUUGA
Protopolystoma xenopodis is the source of this 447-nucleotide messenger RNA. Lineage: Eukaryota; Metazoa; Platyhelminthes; Monogenea; Polystomatidea; Polystomatidae. The record is from the annotation of a GenBank genome assembly.